Molecule: messenger RNA, 204 nt
Organism: Drosophila takahashii
Lineage: Eukaryota; Metazoa; Arthropoda; Insecta; Diptera; Drosophilidae
Product: leech-derived tryptase inhibitor C-like
Molecular function (GO): protein binding
Source: RefSeq, a predicted model, not a curated record
AUGCGCUGGCCAAUCCAGAUUGCUCUCUGUCUUCUUGCUCUCUUGGGGCUUUCUGCGGCCAACGAACCGAUGCGCCUGUGCCCGUGCUUUAAAAUCUAUAGCCCGGUCUGCGGAUCGGAUAACGUUACCUACGCCAACGAUUGCGAACUCGAAUGUCAAGCAAAGGACAAACCAAUUACAAAGGUCAAGGAAGGAAAGUGCUAG